Messenger RNA from Trichoderma reesei QM6a, 606 nucleotides. RefSeq lists its product as uncharacterized. Gene Ontology annotation, molecular function: catalytic activity. Lineage: Eukaryota; Fungi; Ascomycota; Sordariomycetes; Hypocreales; Hypocreaceae. Bases 1 to 606 code for a protein of 201 amino acids. The transcript is spliced from 2 exons. The record is from RefSeq and is a predicted model, not a curated record.
AUGACUUCGACUAACACGGAGGGAAUGACGAUCAAGUUUGGGCCCUUUGAGGUCACGAAGCAGGUCUUCCUGACAACACCUCACUCUUACGGCCUCGUCAACCUCAAGCCCCUCCUCCCAGGCCACAUCCUCAUCUGCCCGCUCAAGCCUCACGCCCGCCUCCUGGACCUCUCGCCCGCCGAAACAGCCGACCUCUUCGCCACCGUCCAGCUCGCCCAGAAGCUCCUCGCGCGGCUCUACUUCCCGGACCCCUCGGACCCCACGUCCGGCAGCUUCACCGUCGCCCUGCAGGACGGCGCCGAGGCGGGACAGACGAUCCCCCAUGUGCACGUCCACGUGAUCCCGCGCGUCAAGGGCGACAUGGGCGAGGAGCCCAUGGACGAGAUCUACGUGCACCUCUCGAGCGAAAAGGCCAACGUGGGCGGCGCGCUGUGGGAUCGCGAGCAGGCGCAGAGGCCUCGGCCGGGGGGGAAGAUGCCGAGGAUCGAGGACGCGGAGCGGAAUGCCAAGACGAUGGAGGAGAUGGUUGAGGAGGCGGAGCGGUAUAAGGCGGCGCUGGGGGAGAUGGGUGUUGGGAACUCUGCGAGAGGAGGGGAGCGGCUGUGA